Molecule: messenger RNA, 1677 nt
Organism: Cicer arietinum (chickpea)
Lineage: Eukaryota; Viridiplantae; Streptophyta; Magnoliopsida; Fabales; Fabaceae
Source: RefSeq, a predicted model, not a curated record
ACAAUUUUGCUACUCACACGGAGUUAUUGCAAGUGACAUCCCCUUCAGUUUUCUAUAAAUGGGGGAUUGUAUUCGGCAGUGAAACUCCAUCAAUCUUCUAAAUUCUAAGUUGCAUCUAAAAUGUUCCUCCACUCAAAUUUACCGGGGAGCAAUCCACACUCAGACGACAGCAUUUCAGAAGAUGACGAAGAUCAAGAAGCUAAUUGCCCUAAUAUACUAGACCACACAACCAACAAGCAACAAGCACUACCUCUUUCGGCGCGGUUAGAUUUGUUAAAAGGAAGAAUAUGUAAUCAGAAUCAGCCUACCGAAUUUCAGCCGCUCGAAGAUGAGGAGGUUGAAAUGCCCUAUUUCUUUGAGGAUGACUCCCAGGACGUUUCAGUAGAUGUGGUUCCUGAGUCAGAAGACGACAAAGAUGAGAAGCCGCUCAAAGAUGAGCAGGUUGAAAUGCCCGAUUUCAAUGCGUGUGACUUCCAGGACCUCUUGGGAAUGGUGGUCCCUGAUUCAGAAGAUGACGAAGCUGAGGGUAGCACUGUCCGCUCGACUGGAUUCUUCCGUAGAGCUCCUCAAACCAGAGAUGAUAAAGUUAAAGAUACAAAAAGAAAAUCAGAAGCAUUGGUGUGUUUCAAAGAAAGCACUUCAUGUUCGGCAUCCCAUGCUACCUGCUCCAAAGCAACUUCAUAUGAUGGAAAUCAUCAUGAAGAUGAGGAUGACAUAGACAUUGAAUUUUCUGAAACUGACAUAGACACUGAUCUGGAUCCACAAGAUAAUCAAAGGAAAGGAAAUACAGUGCAGCUUUUUAAAAAGAAUAGGUCCAACUUGCCAGAGAUUGUUCCUGACAGUGAAGACUCCCCUGAACCUGUGGGCAGCAGAUCAUCAAGUGACAAUGAGAAAAUUGAGCAACACACCAAAAUUACUUUCCCUGAAAAGAAAAUGCUGACCAUGUCAGAUAGAUUUCACGAUGCUUUAAGGUCUUCGAAUGUUAGCAGUGAUAAUGUUGAAGCAAUUAAUUCUUUGAGAACUGGAAUAUGCCUAAAACUACAGCAGGUGAUUCAGAAAGAAAAAGUAAGAGACAUGGACUUCUCAAAAAUGAUACUAGCUAGAGCUAGUCCUGAAGGUGAAUUUGGCUGCGCUGAUGUAAAAAUCAUUUCAAGAUACCUGGAUGGAAAGCUGAUUGUUUGUCAAUGUUCAUUUGGCAAGUAUAACGAGAAGUCUCUUAUUCAAGAUGAAGAAUUGUGUUUUGAUGGCAAUAAUGGUGGUCAAAGAACCAUUAUAUUUAGUCCAAGAGUUUGCAACAAAGUUGUCCUUGAAGUGGGGAGCUUAGUCCGUAUUUACGCCCCGUGGAAGCAAGUUCAAGUGGGUGAUGAUAGUAUUAUCUUGUGCUCUUAUUUCUCCGAAAUUUCAUCCCCAUUUUGAUUUAUGUGGCCAGAGCAGAUCACGAACAUGUAAUGUUAUUUUUUGUUUCCUUCAAACCAAGGAAAAUCGUGCAACCCUAUGUUGAAGUGAAUAGAAUUGCAAAUUAGGUUACAUUCUUACUUUGUCUUAUUAGUUAAGAGCACUUUUGAAUUGAUUUAAAGUCAUGGUUUAUGAAUAUUUGUACUUGAGCCUGAAUGUUGCACUUGAAUUUUAUAAUACUCAUGAUUAACGAUGAAAUUUUAAUUUACUGAUUUGGAUGUA